This is a messenger RNA of Erythranthe guttata (spotted monkey flower), 1733 nucleotides long. NCBI's taxonomy places the organism in Eukaryota, Viridiplantae, Streptophyta, Magnoliopsida, Lamiales, Phrymaceae. The record is from RefSeq and is a predicted model, not a curated record.
AUUGAAAAUAAAUAAUUGUAUAUAUAGAGAGUGUAGAGAGAGAGAGUGGCAGAGAAGAUGGAGUCCGGGAAAUUGAGGCUUCUUGCUCUGUUGCCGAUUCUCGCUUCUCUUAUUCUACUCUAUUUCGAUUUUUUCCCGCAGAGCUACAGGAGCAACUGCAGCCUUAUACAGUACCGACAUUUUUGGAUAGCUAGCAAGCGAAUCGUGACACCUACUUCGAUAAUUUCCGGUGCAGUUGAAGUAAGAGGAGGGAAAAUCAAAUCUAUUGUUGAAGGAGAUGAAUGGCGAGGUAAAUUACCGAGUAGCCAAGUUAUUGAUUAUGGGGAAGCUGUUGUUAUACCUGGAUUAGUUGACGUGCAUGCACAUCUAGACGACCCUGGAAGAUCGGAAUGGGAAGGAUUUCCUUCAGGAACAAGAGCAGCUGCUGCUGGUGGAAUUACAACAUUGAUCGACAUGCCUUUGAACAGUUAUCCAUCUACAGUUUCAGAAGAAACACUGAAGCUUAAGACCAAAGCUGCUAAAGGAAGGAUCUUUGUUGAUGUUGGUUUUUGGGGUGGUCUUGUCCCCGAAAAUGCAUUCAAUGCAACUGCUUUGGAUCGUCUUCUCCAGGCUGGAGCACUCGGCCUCAAGUCUUUCAUGUGUCCUUCUGGAAUCAACGACUUCCCCAUGACAAAUUCCAGCCAUAUUAAGAAAGGGCUCUCUGUACUGGCAAAAUACAAGAGACCAUUGUUAGUACAUGCCGAGAUUCAACAAGAAGCCAAUGAUGACCUGGAAAUUCAAGAAAAUACUGCCAAUCCUCGAUCUUAUUCCACAUAUCUCAAGACUAGACCUGCUUCAUGGGAAGAAGCAGCAAUUCGAGAGCUAGUGACAGUAACGAAAGACACUAGGGCUGGGGGCCCCGCUGAAGGAGCUCAUCUUCACACUGUUCAUUUAGCUGAUUCCGGCUCUUCUUUACAACUUAUAAAGGAAGCUAAGAGUAGCGGUGACAGCAUUACAGUCGAAACGUGCCCCCAUUACUUAGCAUUUUCAGCUGAACAAAUUCCAGAUGGCGAUACUCGAUUCAAGUGUUCUCCACCGAUUCGCGAUGCAGAUAAUAAAGAAAAACUGUGGUCCGCUUUGCUGGUAUAAAUACAUACACAGACAUAUAUAUAUAUAUAUAUAUAUAAUCUGGGUGACUUUCUCAGGGCGUGGGGGGGUAUAUCUUCUUUGCAGUUUGUUCUCCCUGUGACAUGGUCGUACGGACUUAAAUACGGAAUUAGUCUUAAUCAAUUAGUUUCGUGGUGGAGUGAGAAGCCCGCGAAACUUGCUGGCCAAGAUUUGAAGGGAGCCAUUGUAACAGGAAAUUACGCAGACAUUGCAGUAUGGGAACCUGAAGUAGAAUUUCAACUCGAUGAUAAUCACCCCGUUUACCUUAAGCACCGGAAUAUAUCAGCAUACAUGGGAUCGAAACUCCGGGGAAAGGUCUUAGCUACAUUUGUUAGAGGUAACCUUGUUUACCAAGAUGGGAAGCAUGCUCGUGUUGCUUGUGGCGUCCCAAUAUUGGCUUAAAUGAAAGGUUUUUUUUACAUAGGCUGGCUUAAAGCUUAAAAGAUGGUUGUCCUGGAGAUAGUGAAAUAGAUUAGAUUUCUGCUAUUUGGUUGUUGCCAAUCCUGGUUGGCAGUAAUUUUAUUUAUCAAGGCUCAAGUGUAAAUAUUAUGAAUUUUGCAGCCCAAUAAAUUUUUUUAUUUUUUUUA